UGAGGUGACGGCGGGCGGCGGGGGAGGGGGAGGGCCGGGCGUGGGGCGGCGUUACCGAGCCGCGGGCUGAGCUCCCCGGGCCGUGUCCGCGGGGGGAUAACGCGGUGCUGCCGCUCCGGGAGCUGCGGGCUUCCCUCAGCAUCUCGCCGCCCUGCCGGCGGGGGGUGGCUGGGCCGGGGACCGAAAAGCUGCUGGUUGGGGGCAGAAAUGCGCGCUGCUUGCGGCUCCUCCGGGAGGAGAGCGUCGGGAAGAGCCGGAGGUUCCGCCGGAGGAUGUAGCCUGAGCAAGCCCUGCUCACCCCAAAAACAAACACAGACCUGGUGCUUCCUGCUCAUUUAAUGGUAUGGACUUUGGCUGCUGAAAGAUUUGUUUGUAAAUGCAUCAUAAACAGACAACCCAGAAUGAAGAAAGCAAGCAGGAGUGUUGGCUCAGUGCCCAAAGUGCCUGGAGUAAAUAAAACUCAAACAACUGAAAAAAACAAACCAGAGAACGGCUCCUCAUUGUCUGCAGUAACAAAACUCUCCAAAACCGGGACAUCAGCAUCCCUUUUGAAGACUAAGAGUAACGAUGACCUCUUAGCAGGGAUGGCUGGUGGCGGUGGAGUGACAAUGACCAAUGGUGUCAAGGCAAAGAAGAGCACUUGUGUAUCAACAGUGUCUUCAGCUGCAGGGACAGCCAUGAACAGUCUGGAAAAUAAGCCUAAAACAGUUGCAGGUACAAGUUCCACAACUAAGCGUAGCACUUCAUCUGGAAAUAAAGACUCAGGCUCUUCUAGAGAGAGAAUACGUGAUCGUUCCCGUUUAAGCCAGAGUAAAAAAUUACCUUUGACUGGACAGGGGACCAAUGAUACAGUACUGGCAAAACGUUCCCGUAGUCGCACCAAUCCAGAAUCGGAUAUUCGAAUGAGUAAGUCCAAAUCAGACAAUCAAAUCAGUGACAAAGCUGCAUUGGAAGCAAAAGUGAAUGAUCUUCUGACAUUAGCAAAAACUAAAGAUGUGGAAAUCUUGCACCUGAGGAAUGAACUAAGGGACAUGCGUGCCCAGCUGGGACUUAAUGAAGAUCAAGUUGAAGGUGAUGAAAAAUCUGAAGAAAAAGAGGCCAUUGUUGUCCAUCAGCCAACUGAUGUAGAGUCUACGUUGCUACAGUUACAGGAACAAAACACUGCCAUCCGAGAAGAGCUCAACCAGCUGAAGAAUGAGAAUCGAAUGUUAAAAGACAGACUGAAUGCAUUAGGCUUUUCUUUGGAACAAAGGCUGGACAACUCUGAGAAACUCUUUGGCUAUCAGUCUUUGAGUCCUGAGAUUACAGCUGGCAACCACAGCGAUGGUGGUGGCACUCUGACGUCUUCAGUGGAAGGUUCUGCCCCUGGAUCAAUGGAAGACUUGUUGAGUCAGGAUGAAAACACUUUGAUGGACAAUCAACAUAGUAACUCCAUGGAUAAUUUAGACAGUGAGUGCAGUGAAGUUUAUCAGCCACUGACAUCAAGCGAUGAUGCCUUAGAUGCUCCAUCAUCUUCAGAGUCUGAAGGUGUACCAAGCAUAGAAAGAUCUAGGAAAGGAAGCAGUGGCAAUGCGAGUGAAGUGUCCGUAGCUUGUCUGACAGAACGGAUACAUCAGAUGGAAGAGAACCAACACAGUACAGCUGAAGAGCUCCAAGCCACGCUUCAAGAGCUUGCAGAUUUGCAACAAAUAACACAAGAGCUAAACAGUGAGAAUGAAAGACUGGGAGAGGAAAAAGUAAUCCUCAUGGAAUCUUUGUGCCAGCAAAGUGACAAGUUAGAACACUUCAGCCGUCAGAUUGAGUAUUUUCGGUCCCUUUUAGAUGAACACCAUAUUUCAUAUGUAAUUGAUGAAGAUAUGAAAAGCGGUCGCUACAUGGAGUUAGAGCAACGUUACAUGGACCUCGCAGAGAAUGCACGCUUUGAGCGAGAGCAGCUGCUAGGUGUUCAGCAGCACUUGAGCAACACGUUGAAGAUGGCAGAACAAGACAACAAGGAGGCCCAAGAAAUGAUAGGGGCAUUAAAAGAACGAAAUCACCACAUGGAACGGAUUAUUGAGUCAGAGCAGAAAAGCAAAACAGCAAUAGCAUCUACCUUAGAGGAGUACAAAGCCACAGUAGCCAGUGACCAGAUUGAGAUGAACAGGCUGAAAGCUCAGUUAGAGCACGAAAAGCAGAAAGUGGCUGAGCUGUAUUCUAUACACAACUCUGGAGAUAAAUCAGAUAUACAAGAUUUGCUGGAGAGUGUCAGGCUGGAUAAAGAAAAAGCAGAGACAUUGGCCAGCAGCCUGCAAGAAGAGCUGGCACAUACUCGCAAUGAUGCCAACCGGUUGCAAGAUGCCAUUGCUAAGGUUGAAGGUGAAUACAGAGUGUUCCAAGAAGAAGCCAAAAAACAAAUUGAGGAUCUUAAUGUGACUCUAGAAAAACUUCGGACAGAGCUAGAUGAAAAAGAGACUGAGAGAAGUGACAUGAAAGAAACUAUCUUUGAGUUGGAGGAUGAAGUAGAGCAGCAUCGUGCUGUGAAGCUUCAUGACAAUCUCAUCAUAUCUGAUUUAGAGAAUACAGUUAAAAAACUUCAGGACCAAAAGCAUGACAUGGAAAGAGAGAUAAAGAAUCUUCACAGGAGACUCCGGGAGGAGUCAGCAGAAUGGCGUCAGUUCCAAGCUGAUCUACAGACUGCAGUGGUUAUAGCAAAUGAUAUCAAGUCUGAGGCCCAGGAAGAGAUAGGGGACCUAAAGCGUCGAUUACAUGAAGCUCAGGAAAAAAAUGAGAAGCUCACUAAAGAGUUGGAGGAAAUAAAGUCACGCAAGCAGGAAGAGGAACGUGGCCGAGUAUACAAUUACAUGAAUGCCGUAGAGAGAGAUUUGGCAGCUCUGAGACAGGGAAUGGGCCUGAGUCGCAGAUCAUCCACCUCCUCAGAGCCAACUCCUACUGUAAAAACACUCAUCAAGUCAUUCGAUAGUGCCUCCCAAGUUCCAAGCCCUGCUGCUGCCACAAUUCCUCGCACUCCGCUGAGUCCAAGUCCCAUGAAAACGCCCCCAGCUGCUGCUGUAUCCCCUAUGCAGAGGCAUUCCAUAAGUGGACCGAUUUCCACUUCAAAACCCCUUGCUACACUGACAGACAAAAGACCGAGCUACGCUGAAAUCCCUGUUCAAGAACAUUUGUUGAGAACGUCUUCUACCAGCAGACCAGCAUCUUUGCCAAGAGUACCUGCUAUGGAAAGUGCCAAAUCUAUUUCGGUGUCUCGAAGAAGUAGUGAAGAAAUCAAACGGGAUAUCAGUGCACCUGAUGGAGCAUCUCCAGCAUCUCUCAUGGCAAUGGGUACCACCUCCCCACAGCUAUCACUCUCAUCUUCCCCUACAGCAUCAGUCACCCCUACAACCAGAAGUCGAAUAAGGGAAGAAAGGAAAGAUCCCUUGUCUGCCCUAGCAAGAGAAUAUGGAGGAUCCAAGAGAAAUGCUUUGCUGAAGUGGUGCCAGAAAAAAACAGAAGGCUAUCAGAAUAUCGACAUAACAAACUUCAGCAGCAGCUGGAAUGAUGGCUUAGCUUUCUGUGCCGUCCUCCACACGUACCUCCCAGCUCAUAUUCCCUAUCAAGAGCUAAACAGCCAGGACAAGAGAAGAAAUUUCACUUUGGCUUUUCAGGCAGCUGAAAGUGUUGGCAUCAAAUCUACUCUGGACAUCAAUGAAAUGGUGCGAACUGAACGUCCAGACUGGCAAAAUGUCAUGCUGUAUGUUACAGCAAUUUACAAAUACUUUGAAACCUGAAACCCUAAUAAUUCAAAAGAUUCAUGGGAUAGAACCAACAUUAGCUACCAGAUCGAAAUCUUACUGAAAUGCUAAUCCCCAUUUCACUGAAAACUGGCAACAUUUGAGUCCCCUCAAACUUCAGUGACACUGUUCUGGAUUGCUUCAGAUUGCUUCAGCUACUAAGCUUGGAAACAACUGUUCGAAAGCAAGAACUUGUUGCCACGCUUCUUGGAAUAACCCAAGUUAUUAAGCUAUUCAGAUUAAUUAUGUAGCCUAAAGAGCCUGGACUACUGAUGUACUGCCUUUCCAGCCAGACUUCCUGAAGCUUUCUUUCCUAAGAGAGUGAGGUGAAUAGAUUCUGUAGCAUAUAGGAAACUAAAUGUACAGCUAAUGCUUUGAGAAGGAAAAGGAUAACAUGGCAUCAUAUUACUGAACUUUCUGUAGUGUCCUGAUACCACAGAGUCUGAAUCUUCCACCCACGGCCUAUGGCACCCCAAGACAGUAGAGUUCUUAAUGAUGAUUUAGUUAUUGCCUUUACUGCUAUUUUCCCUCCUUCAAAAUGUGCACAAUAUUCUAGGAAAACAAGCUUUUGUUCCAUAACGACAACUUGAGUGGAAGAGUGGUCUUGAUACCUCGAAUAAUUUGGCACAGAAGAACUCUUCAUUCUAAAACUUCGUUAUAAGCCUACCUCUGUCACAGCGAUGUGGCUUCCAACUUGAUCUUAUGGAUUGUAAAGACUAGCCACGUACAGCUCCUGGUUUUCAGGGUACGCUGUACUUAAAGGGAUCUGUCACAACCUCCCUGUGCUUCCAUGAUAACAGAAAUGAAUCAAUAAUCAACCCUUGUAUGGUGUGUUCUUUCCCCUCUUCCUUCUUUGCCUGUAUAGCAUGCACAGCUACCCCAGGCUUUACUUCGCAGCAAUACAAGCAAACAUCAUGGAUAUCUGUGGUAGAAUUUUGGAACUGGGAUAGCAUUUCCUCUGCAGAGAAGAUACUUUCAAUAAGAUGUAAUAAUGAAGUAAUUUGUCUCAAAAUCCAGCUUUGCCAUGUUUCCUGUGUGUUUUUUUCGUUGAUGUCGCACAUCUUUAUCUGACUGACAGAAGGUGAGAUGUUCUCUGACAAGAACUGUGGAGGAACUAAUGAAAUGUGUGAAGACCCAGUAGUCUUGAAUAUUGCGUGGAAAAGACUCACUGUCACAAGGAAGGAAUUGAGAAACUUUAGUCUUGAUCAGCUUUUAUUUUCCUAAAAUGUACCUGAAUUCAUGUAACAGCUCUCGGGCAAAAGAGUUCAAGUAAGUGCCUUAGCUAUCAUUGAAUUGAUACAUCCUGGCACUUCAGGGCUUUGUAAAGAAUGUUAAUGGCUCAGAAUGAUUUCAUCUAUCCAUUUGUCAUAAGCUGUUAAAAUGUUUGUUGUAACCUUGUUUGUCAAAUUGAGGGAAGGCUUCACUCUGCCAUUGCUUCUGCCUCCUGUUUUUCCGAAUAUUUAGCAGCAGUUAAGCCACAGUUGAACAUGUCUUAUUAAUAUUAAGCAGAAGCCUACUUUAGAAGUGAGUUCUGUAACAACUGCUAUUUAUAAGCACAUGCUCUUUCAACACAGUAACCCUGUUAUUAAGAAAAUUAAUCUGCCAUUCCUGUGGUGCUCUUAUGACUGUUAAGGACAGUUUGAAUGUCAUGGAUGUUAACCCGGUGAAUGCAUCCCUGCUUGGUAUCUGUGAAACUUCAUCAUGGUAUAAAAGCACAGAUUUAACUCAGAAUUAUUGCCAAAUCUCAAAAGCUAUCAUUUGAAGAACAUAGCCCACGUGAAAAAUAAUAAUUCAGCAGUUAGCAUUAGAUAAAAUUACUUCUUACAGUGCUUGCACUGACAGGUCUGUAACACAGUAAAAAUGUGGUUGUGAGAAUUAUGAAAAGUUGCUAAAUAACUACUUAAUCCACAAUGAGGGUCGUUGGAGAAGUUUUCAGAGCAGCAGUGUCUCAUACAUCCUUACAGUUCUUUAGACCGAAUGUCCCUAAAAGUAGCUAGAUACCCUCAGAUUAUCAGUUGGUACAUUUGAAGAGCCAACAUUGUCUAAAGACAAUUGUUGCAAGAGAGGCUUCGAAUGAAGAAUCUUCAUUAACAGAUUUUAAUAAGUCUGAAAUACAAUUCCCUCUCCCGUACGUUUCUUCUAAUAUUUUUAUUUUACUUCUUCAAAUUAGUCUCAGUAAGAAUAGUCCUAUAGGAAAUACCCACUCUUGCUGUUUCACAUUGCAUGUCUUACUAAAUUCCAGUUUGUGCACAUUUGUGCUUAAAAAUCUCUGCUCUUCCCUUCAACAGACAUCCUUGUCUGUGAUUCUUAUUCAUUGCCAUAUAUUUUAAGAAAAUAUUUUUCUAAUGAAAAGGACAACAUUUUUUCUCUAAAUCUCUAAAUCCACUAAUGACCAGUUGAAUUUUUAAGCUGAUUUUUUUCUAUCUAAUUGUCAACUUCGUUUACCCAAAAUAUUGUACUAGUCUUUAACCAAAAUAACACUUAAUGGUAUAGCCAUUUGUAGAAGGGGAAAUCGCAUUUUUCAGAUAACCUUCAUUUAAAAGAUGAGCUGCUUGUCUUCAGAGAGAGAGAGAGAGAAGUUAUGAGUAAUUAUAGAAAAGAUCUUAUUUUGAACUUCAUAGCUCUGCAAACUUCUUCUUGGUGUGGUCUGUCUGAUUAAACCUCUUAUCUGUAAAGGAAUACUGGGCUCCAUAAGAUUUUUUUUUUAUAAAGAUAUAUCUGAGCCUUUACAAAUAAGAUGCCAUACAGCUGUCCAAGUGACCAUAAUGAAGCAAUGAAAGUUAUCAAACAAACAAAAUACCCUGCUGCAUUCUACUACGUGUUUUUUUCUAAAGGUUCAAACGGCAUUUAAUUUUUCAAAUAGAAGGAUAGCUGUAGUCCUUCUGGAUGUGGGUGAUACUGUUCUACUUGGUUCCUACUUACACUUAAUCCUGAAACAGCCUGUUGGUUUUUUACAUACAAAGCGAGGUUUCUGCUGAUUUACUUUCCUCUCUUUUUCAGUCCAGAAAAUAUUUCAGAAUGUAGUUUAAAAAAAAAAAAAAAAAUUAUCAUCUGUUUAUAUUACUGCAUUUUAAUAUGUGCCUUGCAAAUGCCUGUGCUGUAGUAUAUCAGGGUUACUCAUUGCCAGCUGCAGGGGUGGGGGGCAAAAUUGAUCUGUCAAGCAUAUUGAUGUAGAUACAGCUAUGUAAUCUUCUGGAUCCUGUUUACUGAAACACUUUCACAGACUACAGAGAUGUCAGGUUAGAGCCAGAUGUGCAUUGGGGUUGGCUAGAUGUCAUCCUGAUGCAAGAUCAUAAACAAUGAACUGAGCAAACACUUGUGGGGUUUUCUUUACCAAAAAGAAGGGAUGGAAAAAAAGAUAAAUUUUGGUAAUUCAGGAAAAUUUCUGUCAGUGAAUGAAGUUUUGGUACAGAGUGUCUAACAAUAAUGGAAUUGCGGUGACUUCAGAAUGAUUUAUACUUGACUUGGUUUUCAGUUGGUUUGGUUUGAUUCGAUUUGAUGUGGUUGUCUUGUAUAUUUAAAUGGAAACACUAAUUCAGUACCUCUGUUGUGAAUCUCAGUGACUGUCACAAAGACCUUUCAUUCUUAUGCCUGAAAAAUUGUGCACAAAAUUUUCCCUUUUAAAAUUGUGUUUGUGGAUAGAUUAUCCAGAAUAUAGUAUUUAUUCACUACGUAUUCUGAUUUAAAAGUAGUUUUCUGUCUCUUUUGCAUAAAAUAUGUUCAUCAAGUUACACUUAUCACUUAUUGGAUAAUUAUUGAUGAUUUCUCUCCAGUUCUGUAAAAUAUUCCCACUGUUUUUGUGUUUAUGGGAAAUUUGUUAUCAUGCUUUUGUUCAUUCCUUUAUUUGCCAGAGCAAAACAAACUCAGCUUUGAUAUGUUGGUUAUUAAUGCACCAGCUGCUGUUAAUGCUGCUGGCUGCCGGCAGGUUCCGGUCAUACCUGCGCAAGGAGAAACAAACACUUGCUCUGGUGAUGCGCACGGUGCAGUGGUUUAAACUGCUGAGGAUCUGCCUUAAGCAAUUUAUAGCUGAGGCAAAAAAUUCUCCUUGGUGUCUCCCUUCUGCUAAUGAUCUCGGUGUUAAAUUCUUUGUUUGUUUUUUCCAGUUCCCUGAUUGAACACUUUAGACAGUUAAAAACUGACCAUUUGGAUUCUAUUGCAUCUUUUGCAUGACCAAAACCGUACUUUUUCUCAAAUCUAUCAAUUUCUAUACAGUUUUCACCUAAGUACAAAUUUUAUUUUAGCCUAGUUCCAAACAAGAUCAUUUGGGAAGUUGGAGAUAUGGAAAACUUCUGGGUGUUUUUCUUACUUUGUUCUGCUUGUGACCGGCUUGGGAACACUGUCUGGUUUUUAACUGAUAUGUGACAGUCUCUUCUAAAGCUGCCCCUCCUGACUGGCUGGCUGGCAAGAAGUUAUGCACAGGCUAAAGCUAAGCCUUUAAUACUGUGUUUGUAUGACUCAUGUGGUGACUUUACCUCUUAUUUGCCUAUUACAACUAACACAGUCACAGUCAAGCUGCAGGCUGCCUUGAGCAGGAGCUAUUAGAGAGCACAAUUCUUCUGGGAAGGAGGCCAGUUGUAUACCUGACACCAGUUUUUGCCUAUUAUGAGAAAUACUCCUGUUGAGGUGGCCUAAGAAAUGGAAUUUUAAAAUAGUGUUUGUGUACAGGUUGAUUUAACUAUAUAGUUUGUUUGUGGUCCUUCCCUUGACUUGGCAAAUAUUUAUUUCUGUGUUAUUUUUAUGUUCUGCCAAGCUCUAUUUCUGCAAUCCCUUUAAGCUAGCAGUAGUGUAUGAAUACUUAAUAAAAUUAACCAGUUUGAGAAGUGAUUUGGUGGGAAGUGCUGUCAGAGUAGUCAUCUAUGGGUUUUAGACAUGGUGCUGUGCUUUCCCAGGUUAGUGUGUGUUGAUUGGCAAAAUACAUUAGAACUGCUCAACUCUUCUUUUACUUCCUUACCUCCCAUAUGGUCUGCCUCACCCCAGGGGAUCCAUCAGGUGUUCCUGCUCCAAAUUUACCAACACCUUAGACGUGUUGCGGGUUCAUAGGCAUCUUUCAGAACGUUUAAUUGUCUCCAUUUAGAAAGGUACCUCUAAUAGUGUUUCUGCCUUCAAAGGAGAGUGACUAGCUGGGUUUUGGAUUACUCUUUGGCUUACUGAGCUUGUCCAGUCCUUCAUUCAGCUAAGUUUUUUUCUGUAUGUUCCCUAUUAUUUCAACAUCAGUGUUGAAGUAUGCUUGGUAAUUGUCAAAUCGAUUAUGUUGAGCAUCUGGAAUAUGUAGCAAGUACACUUCUUGAUAAUUAAUACUAAAUAACUAAAGUUCAAGUUUUGUACGCUUCUGAUUUCUGUUAAUGUUGACAAGAAUGUCUUUUUUUCCUUAUGUGCUUGCCAGUUUUUGGGCCACAACACCCCUGAACUCAGUUUGACGAGGCCACUAUCCUGGCCUCCAUAAAUGAAUUCAUUCUGUGAAAAUAGACGUGUUUCCUCACACUGAGACUUCAGUAACACCUACGAAUACUAGAUGACUUCCUUCCCACUGACAUUCAUCUUUUAUUUGGAAUAUUCCUUACUCUUAGGCCACUGUCUGCCAGAGUUACAGAUAAAGUUGCCAUCAGUUCCAGCAGGACUUGUGGAUCCAAAAUGGUAGGGGAAAUUACUUGCAGCAUAUUAUGGCAGCCUGAUGUUAGUAAGCUUGUUUCAUUUUAAUUCCCAAUUUUUAGGGGGUUUCAGUUUAGUCAACAUCACUUACUCAAAGCUGAAAUGUGGCACAUUUUUUCUCCACUGGGAAGUAUGCUUCUGUUUAAUAAUAUUUUUAUGAGAUUGUAUUUAUGAAAACUAAAAAAUGUUGUGAAGCUAGUUUUAUUGCACUUUUCUAAGGCUUUUGUAUUUUGCAUAGUGUUCUAGAAUAUGAACAAGUUGUUUGGGGAAGUUAAGGUUUGAAACUUAACUCUGCCCCAGCUUAGCAAUGUAUUAUGUGCAUUCUUAUUCUAGUGGCGUAUGUAUUAUUUCAAUUGCAUGUGACAUGGGUAUUUAUAUGGUAGUUCCGAAGCCCAGUGGACAUUUCCUGCUGCAGAGGAGCCAUUGGCAGUCCUGGUUCCACAGUUCAUGAACUGACCUGUUUUGACAGUAGACUGCAUUUGCAAUAAUGGAAUAGCUGAUUAUUUUUUUUCCUGAACUCUUUCAAUAAAUGGGGAAGAAGAGGCUCUUCUUUUUUGUUCCAUUGUUGAAGUUUCUCUGGAGGCUUUUACUGGUUUCCAAUGAUUGCAUAUGUUCAGCUAGGAUGAUUACUUGGGAAUCAGCUCAGUAAAGAGGGCACGAGUACACGUAACAUACUCAAGUAAUUAAUCCUCAUAACUUGCAACAUUUCAGUUUGUUAGGAAAUUGUUUUUACAUGUAUAGUAGGGUCAUUUUUACUAUUUUUAAGUAGCACUUUUAUACUUAUCUGAAGGGUUUUUUGAACAGAAAUGUCUUCUGUAUGUUAUCUAAUGGAAAGAAAGUAUAACACUAUGAAACAAAACAUAGAAUAGCUAGCUUCCAGACCAUCAGUUCACUUUAGGUCAGUAAUGAUCAAGAGUUGUUCAAUGUGUAUGAAAUAUAUCAGUGAUCCCAUUUAAUAUUGGGCAACUCUCCAGAUCAAAGUCAGAAGGGCAUUAAUUGGUACCCUCUAGCUCAUGGAUGUGAGGGUACUUUCAGUUCAGGUGUGAGGCAGAAUUGACAGAACAGUGUGAUGAAUUUUGGACUUCAUGAAAAAAAAAACAAAAUUUUAUCGAUGUCUCAGUCUAACUUCACAGCACUAUAUUGGAUAAGGACUAACCUUGUUUGAAUAGACACCACAGCCAGUACUAAUAUCUCCUAAAUAACUAAUUUAAAGCUCGUUUUCCAUGGCCUUUAAAGAUGACAUAAAAAAACAGUAGCUCUUCUCUUCCAUCCUGCUUUUCUGAUUUGUGUUGGUUUUAUACUCAUUUGAAACACAACUGUUAGACUGACCUAACAGCACGUCUAUGGAUUUGAUAAUUCUCAUUCUAAACAAGCACUUUUCUCUAUUCCAAAACCCUUGCAAAUGGUUUACUUGCACAUUCACAUACAUUGUUUUACAUAAAUGUGUAUUUAUAUGUACAUAUAAAUACACACAUGCAACUGUUUGUGUGUGUAUAUGUACAUAUGCAGAUUUUUAAUAAAACUGAACAUCUUUCAAGAAGUGCUUGAUUCUUUAAUACUUAGGAUGGUGUAGUAGCUUCUGCAUUUAAAAGGUAAGGAGGAAAAAAGUAUUUUGUUUCUGGUUAGAUCUGAGAAAUAUAGUUUUGAGGAAAAAUUGUAAGUGUGUUCAAAUUGUAUUUCACUCUGUUUCUGGUUUGAAAGGCACAACCUGUUAGGUAUUGGAACUUAAAAGGUCAGCAAGUGUAUUUGAAGCUAAACCUUUUGGAGGACCAAUAUGCUUUUAGUUUGCAAGGACCACUAAAGAUCUGGGCAUUUACUUUCUACAUAAUGUAUUCUGUAUAAGUAUUUAGUAUGUAUGCCUUCAAUUUGCCAAUGUUGCCAUGUUUUCUUCUUAAUUAUUCAUGAAAUAAAGAUUGCAAAUAGCAAAAUGUGUCUUUGUUUUCUUG
Molecule: messenger RNA, 11362 nt
Organism: Cygnus atratus (black swan)
Lineage: Eukaryota; Metazoa; Chordata; Aves; Anseriformes; Anatidae
Gene: SPECC1L
Product: sperm antigen with calponin homology and coiled-coil domains 1 like
Exons: 16
Coding region: 339-3764 (1141 amino acids)
Biological process (GO): actin cytoskeleton organization
Cellular component (GO): microtubule organizing center; filamentous actin
Molecular function (GO): protein binding
Source: RefSeq, a predicted model, not a curated record